Messenger RNA from Gadus macrocephalus (Pacific cod), 6388 nucleotides. RefSeq names its product RNA-binding protein MEX3B-like. NCBI's taxonomy places the organism in Eukaryota, Metazoa, Chordata, Actinopteri, Gadiformes, Gadidae. Gene Ontology annotation, molecular function: RNA binding. The transcript is spliced from 5 exons. The record is from RefSeq and is a predicted model, not a curated record. Bases 321 to 2273 code for a protein of 650 amino acids.
UGAACCCAUUGUUGUGUCGCGGGUGACGUCAGUCCCGUGUGGAGGAGACAGUCUGAGCGGCGUGCGCUCGGCGAGACAAAGGCGGUGGACCAGGGUCAGGGAACAGGAGGGAGAAGGAGCAAGAAACUGGGUCUUACUCAAAGCGUGCUAGCUAGCUUGCUAGCUCACAGGGCACACUGGUCGCCUCCUGGCUGCUUCUCAUCUUUCCUUCAAGAAAUAACCAGACGCAAGAGGGAUCAAAAAGAAAGUGCAAGACACUCAAGUGCGCGCUCAACUAAUUUCUUGGUCCAUUUGGGAUCUGAUGUGAUUUCCACGGGAAGAUGCCUAGCCCAUUAUUCCACCCCGAGAUUAUGGACCACGACAUGGUAGUCAGCAGUCAGCACAAUGGGGUUGGUCUAAUCCGAGAAACGGACCAAGAAUCCCGGGAUGAGGAUCACCAAGAAGCGCUCCGGUACGCCCUAGACCAGCUGUCACUGAUGGCCCUGGAAAAGGUGGACUGUGGUGGCAACGGAGGGGGACUGGUGGACCCGCUCGACGGGACCCAGGGACCGGGCUCCGAGAACUGUAACGGGGGAGGUUACGUGGACCUACAAAUGAUGGAACACCCCAAUGGUUCACGGGACAGUCCGACGUCCUGCUCCCCGUCCCCAGAGUACUACGGCUCAGGCGGGUACCACAUGGCCGCUUCCCACUCCAUGCUCCACGGGGAACAAAGCAGCGUCCUCUGUAACCGAAAGAGAAGUGUCAACAUGACCGAGUGCGUGCCCGUCCCCAGCUCCGAACAUGUGGCCGAGAUCGUGGGACGACAAGGCUGUAAGAUCAAGGCCCUGCGUGCCAAGACCAACACCUACAUCAAGACCCCGGUGCGCGGGGAGGAGCCAGUGUUCAUCGUGACGGGCCGCCGCGAGGACGUGGAGAUGGCCAAGCGAGAGAUCGUGUCUGCCGCCGAGCACUUCUCCAUGAUCCGGGCGUCCCGCUGCAAGGCCGGCACCGGCACCGGGGGCGGCACCCUCCCCGGGCCCCCUCACCUGCCCGGGCAGACCACUAUACAGGUGCGGGUUCCCUACAGGGUGGUGGGUCUGGUCGUCGGCCCCAAGGGCGCCACCAUCAAGCGCAUCCAGCAGCAGACCCACACCUACAUCGUGACCCCCAGCCGGGAGAAGGACCCGGUGUUCGAGGUGACGGGCAUGCCGGAGAACGUGGACCGCGCCCGCGAGGAGAUCGAGACCCACAUCACCCUGCGGACCGGCGCCUUCGUGGACCUCCAGGGGGACAACGACUUCCACACCAACGGCACCGACGUCAGCCUGGAGGGCCUGGGCGCCCUCAGCGCCGGCCUGGGGGCGGCCCUGUGGUCCAAGGCCACCGGGCACCACGGCGGACCCCCGCCGCCGCCGCCCCCCCCGCCGCCGCCCAUGUCCGGCCCGCACUCCUCCUCCUCGUCCUCCUCCAACCGCAAGAUGUCCUCCACGGCGUCCUACCACGCGCACAGCGGCAGCGUGAGCUCCGACGGCUACAGCGCCGCGCGCAAGGCCAAGGACGGGGGCAGCCCCACCAGCCCCUUCAGCACCGGCUCCAGCAGCGCCGGGGGCUUCACCUUCGGCGGGGACGCCGCCGUGCCCACCGCAGAGGAGCUGGGCUUUGAGUUCAGCUCCGCCAACAUCUGGGCGCCCUUCGUCAACGGCGGCGGCGGCAGCGGCGGCAAGUCCUCCGGCUCCGCCCAGCAGCAGCAGCAGCCGCUGCGUCGGAACAGCAGCGGGCUGAGCGGCGGGGUGGUGACCCCCCGGCUGUCCCCCACGCUGCCCCAGGACGCGGCGGUGGGCCCCAUGGACCACCCGCUGGCCCGCCGCGCCCAGAGCGACCCCCUCAGCACGCUGUCCUGGCUGCAGUCGGGCGGCGCGGGCGCGGGCUCCUUCUCCGGCGCGUCCAGCUCCAGCUCGGGGGGCUCGUCCACGGGCUACUCCUCCUGCUCGGCCUCCUCCCUGCCCGGGGGCUCGCCCACCGAGUCGGAGGGCGGCAGCGGCCUCAGCGCCGGCAUGCUGAGCCGGCUGAAGGCCACGCCGGGGCCCGGGGUGGCGGGGCUGGUGGCCCUGGGCCCCGGGGCCAACCGGGACUGCUUCGUGUGCUUCGAGAGCGAGGUGACGGCGGCGCUGGUGCCGUGCGGACACAACCUGUUCUGCAUGGAGUGCGCCGGGCAGAUCUGCCAGUCGGCCGACCCCGAGUGCCCCGUCUGCCACACGCCCACCACACAGUGCAUCCGCAUCUUCUCCUAGAGGGCCUGGGACGCAGCGAGAAUAGGGUCCAGGGGGGGGGGGGGGGGAGGGGAGGGUAGGGCUACUGUAGGGGGUGGGAGCAAAACUCAAGUUGUCUUACUAUCUUAAAAAAAUACAAAAAAAUGGACAAACUGCAGGAGGAGCAAGGAGGAGGAGGAGUCACUCUUAAGGAUCUUUGCACACAUAGGAUGGACCAGGAUGGACAACUGCAUUCAUAGACAACCAUAAUAUAAGGAUUUGAUUUAUUGCUGAUAACUUUGUCAAGAUGAAUAAUAAUAACGACUACAAUAAUAAUAAUAAUAAUUUUAAAGAGACUUAUUUUGUCUGCGUGAGGCGAGCUGCGGGCGGUCUGUGUGGUGGCGGCCAGCCAGGCCUCGGACCGCCUCCCAGUGGGAACAGGUGGGAGGAAACCAGUGUCUUAUCUUUCUUCAGGCCUUCAUUUGUGAGCAGUCCCUGCAGCGCUGCCAUAGUUCAGGGUCGCUGCCGUCUGCUCCUCGUCCCUACGUCUCCUCAUGCCCGCUUCUUAAGAUCUCUAUUUUGCCUGCUUCUCACAGCCUUUAUUUUGACACUUUUUAUACGCAAGAUAUUUUAUGAGGAAGCUGUCAACACUUUUUCUAGUCUUCCCCCCCCCCCUCCCCCCCACCUCUUCGUGCUCCUGAAUGGGACGUGAGCUUCUUUGAAACAAAAGACUCAAUAUUUUCCUCUCUGGCUCGCUGCUGCGCUCUCGUCCAUAGUGUUUGUGUCAUUAUGGGAUGUGGUUCCUCAUGUAGUCGGGCACUAACUCGACCCACGCAGCUACAGAACCCUUUUAAACCCGACAGAAACUCCCCCUCUUAAUCAGCACAAAAACCCUCAAAUGAUGCAUUGUUGACUCUGAAUGAAUUUACUCAUUCUCAAAACAGAAUUAGCUAACACUUUAUAGAACGUUCAGUCAUAAAUCAUUUAUAAGCCUUUAACAAAACAUUCCUAUUGAUUUGUUGAUGGGUGCUAUGGAUAGAUCCACCCAGCAGCCUAAGCGGUUUACUGCACCAACUUGUAGGCUGAUAUCACCUCUGAGGACACUCCCACUUGUGAUGUCACUAAAGGGUUGAUUUUGAUAUGGCUUAUAAGGGCUAGUCAACAUUAUCUUUUAACAUAGCAAUUAGUAACCAUCUAAUUGAUAUUAAUGUUUUGAUCAUGAUACGUUUGGCAUUAACUUAAGGCUUGUAGAUAACUAAUGACUGAACGUUAAUGUUAAGCGUUACCGUAAUUAACUUAAAUGAAUGCCACUUUAUUUUGUACGCGUCCCCAUUUUUACCAUGUAUACGGCAAUAUGACAUAAGUCCCCUUUAGAGAAAGUCAUAUUGGCACUGAAGAAUGUGUCCCAGCUCCAUUUAUGUCCUUUGUUGUGCCUGAUGAUAGAUCUCUCUUAAUGUGGUUCAGAGUAGAUGUGAACGAGGUCCCAUCCAUGGGUUGUGUUUUGGGCUUUCUUUCCACCGUCAAACUCGUUCUUAUGGCUUUUUAAGAAGUCUGUUUUCUUUGUCUGUUCCACCAAUCCUUGACCCGCGGAACGUAGUGAAGUUAUCCGUAAUAUCCAUCCAUGUCCGCCAGUCCUCUCGCUCAGACCCUCUUCUCUGUUACAACAAGAUCGGGGUGUUUAGUGUUCUUUAUAAUAUUUUUUGUGACUAUUGACAUGUCAGGCUGUAUGCAAGGCGUAUUUUUUAAAUAAUAGGAUUUUAGAUAGGGCUUUUGUGAUGUCACAUCCAUUGAUUGACUUGUCCAAUAGGGGGCUCGGUGGAGGCGAGUGCCCCGCCCACUUAGACUAGUAACAAGGGGAUAUAGUUAGACUGAUGCACUGCGACGCCUAGCCCCUCUAAACAAAAACAAAAACCAGAGAAAAAGGAAAAUCACGGCUCAUACAGUUGAGUUCCUUUUUUAUGUUUUGGUCUUCCACCCCCACUUGAGCAGCAAAGCUGUAUGGCACUCUGAAAUGACUCUGUUAUGACUCCGGUAUAGAGCUCCAUGGCCAAGUUUUAUGCACUAAAUGGCGUAUCAUUUCCUUUGACAUUUGUACUUUAACCAACGUGAUUGAGCAACACCUUAAAGGGCAGUUGCCUCCAUUUCCGUUUGUAUUUGUUAUUUUUCUUUGUUUACUGUGAAUUCAUAGUAACCGCCUCCAAAAGUGUUUUCCGUGUUGCUGACACCCGUCACUCAAACGACCUGAGAGCCAGCCCGCCGAGCGAGACAAGCCAUGACGCAGAAGCAAAAGUGAAUCAAACAAAUGCAAAAAGGGCUUCCUGACGGGACUCUGCAGCUGUAUCCAGCCUUGUAUUGAGGCUCACGCAUCAGAAGGAACGACCACCCGCUAACCCUUCUAAACCGGCAGCUAGUAGCUAGGUCAUCCAGGGCUUCCAGACACCGGCGUGUUAAAAAAAAAAAAAGAAAAAAAAAAAAAAGCCAACAGCUGCAGAUUCUGUUUUUUUUUUGCUUUUGUCGUUUUUAAAGUCGUACUUCCUUACUGGACGAUCCCUGCCAUGCCCUAGAAACACAGGAGCUGUUGCAGUCCCCCCAGAACGCAUGGGGCCCAUGUGCUAAUGUAACUUCUACGGCGUCGACGCAACGGUGGAUCAAGCGGCCGGGUCUUCAUCUCCCCUCUCCUCCUCCAGUCGCUCCUGGAGGCGGGACUCUGUCCCCGGCCGUCCCGGGGCAGUGUGAGCCGCCACACACCGUUACGCGCGGUGCCGGCCGGGGGGGGUCGACGCGCGCGCAGCAGCAGCCCAGAUGUUACAGGCGUUGGCGCUGCGUGCCGGCUCUGGAACGCUCCCCGGCGGUGUACUACUACACUACUACUAUGACACGGAGGACUCGCGGCAGCCCCCCCCUCAAUAAUCCCAUCAGCCUACUGUCCAGGGUUUUUUACAGCGACCGAGGCUGUUUGACUUGAAUGGGUUCUCGUUUGUCCACACACACGCAUGCAGGGGGGGGGGGGGGGGGUCCGUGCAGCUGUACUAGUGUCGCGCUCGAGAUUAGCCUACAGUGCUCGGGGUGUGUGCCGCCCUACUGAAACACAUAAAGAAUGAGGGGAACACUUGUAGUUCCACAUCCAGGAGGGAGGGGAGGGGUGUAGGUCCACCAGCGUCUUUUUUUUUUUUUUCUUCUUCACUGCACUGCAGUGCUGGUGCCUUCUCCUUCCUCUCGGCGGCCACCCUCGUGCCCGGGCAGCGCUCGUAUGUUUUACAACCGACAACCCUUUUUCCCCCACAAACGGGGUCCAAUGUUAAACUCUGGCAUCUUUUUUCUUCUCACUACUUAUUUAGACAGGAUUUAGGGGAGGGGUUGGGGCGGGGGGUGUGAUGUGUCUGCACAAACAGCCAAAUAAUGACUGUUGUAUGUGUCUGUGUCGAGGCCUUUUGUCAGGCCUUCUUCUCCGAGGACUCCCCAGCGGAGCGUUGUCGAGAGAGCGUUUCGUUUUAGCGCCGCGUGGGGUCUAAUGUACAUUCUGUUGUUGCACCCGGAUCUCUUUUGGCCAAUGGGAGAAUGUUGUUUUGGUUAUGUACAGAGCCUUACUUGUUUUUAAAAAGGUACAAAUAUUCUCAUAUUGAUGGCUGUUUCUUUAUUGGUUUCUUAUCUUAACUGAAAGUAUCCCCUCCCCUUUCCCAAAGGUUUGAAAACAGGGUUUCCUGAGGCAUGCUAACUAGCGACCUCUGACCUUUGUCUUUCUCUCUUCAUGAAAGAGAAAGAUACAGAGAGGGAGCCAUGCCAGUGAGGGGCAAUACACUCCCCUCCCCCCCCACCUCCCCCCGUCAUGCUCCUUUUUUGCUUUAAUUCUUUUUGUAUGCAGAUUACCAAAAUGUACAUGUUAGCAAACUAGAUUUCAGGCCUGACCUGCGUUGUGUAUAUAUCCUGAAUACAAUCAUUGGGAUCUCAUUUUUGGAAAGGUUAAAGGACUUAAUUGACGAUAAGUGUAGUUUUUAAAGAACAUGUAUCAUUAUUUGUAAGUUAACCAUCUGCAUGUCUUCAAGCCACCAGGCGUUGGCAAAUGAUUUUUAAGAAAAAAAAACCUUUUUACACAUUUUAUUUUUACAAUUUAUUUGCUUACCUGAAUAUCCCAGACAAUAAUGUGACCCUUUUUAUUA